This is a messenger RNA of Didymodactylos carnosus, 624 nucleotides long. Lineage: Eukaryota; Metazoa; Rotifera; Eurotatoria; Philodinida; Philodinidae. The record is from the annotation of a GenBank genome assembly.
AUGAUGAAAGAAGAUAUAAAAACAUGCUCACAUUUAACAAAUUUAAAAUACGAUGACUGGAAUAAAACAAAAGAAUUACAUAUGAAUGCAGUUAAAACAAUCAAAUCCUAUGUGGAUAGAGAAAAGCAAUCAACAGAUAAUCAAAAAUCUCGACAACAACCCAAAGCACAACAAAAAGGUAAUUAUUCCGAAUCAGAAUUAUUAGCCAAUUUACGUAUGGUUAAAUUAUAUUUCCAUCAUAUUCUACAAGAUGAAAUUGGACGAAUACUUUCGACUGUAUCAAAAUUAAAUGCUGACUGUGUAGACCGAUCAUUUACAGAAUUACAAGAUGAAGGUUUUUCUGAUGAUGGUCUGUUUGAUAAAAUGAAAGAUUCCUUUGUACCAUUAACAAUCGGUGAUAAAUGCAUGGACUAUGAUCAACAAAUAAAAAAAUCGAAACAAGAACAAAAUGAUAAGCUGUUAAAAUAUCAACAAUUAAAAGAGCAAACACAGCGAAGUGGACAAUCGAUUGUUGAUAUACAACGUACAUGGCAAAAAAAAGAUCAAGUUUUAGUUGAACGUAUUUUACAAUAUACAAAUGUAAGGGAUGAACAAAUUAAAACAAAAUUACGUUAUGAAACACAU